UGCGCCACUGCUAGUUCACGAGAAAAAUUGGUCGAGUUCGGACGUGUGGGUUUUGUGUCGCUCCGUUUGGCACGGUUCUAACACGAUUCUAGCGGUGACGGCGGUGGCAGCAGCAGCUACGGGCUAGCAACACACCCAUACCGUGCACAAGUACCACGCGCAAGCACGCACCUAACCACACCAGCUGCCGAACUGCGGAAACAAUACUUUCUCGGAAAACUCGCGGAAACACGCACGGAUACGCACCAGCCAGUCCUCCAAAAACCCGCAAUCAAAAGCAGAGUAAAAAGAAUGGAUUUUUCGUUUUAAAAAAUUUCGUCUAAAAAACCCACCCGUUUGUGUUUGUGCGUGUCUUUUUUUUUUGCGUGGAAAAAGCCUACUGAGAUGCGUGUGAGUGUUCAGUUAAAAUAGUAAAAUAGUUCAGUGGUUUUUUUUUUUGUUUUGUUUUCCAAUCUCUUCAUCAAAAGCAACAAGAAAAAAGCUCGAAAGCUCAAAGGAAGCGCGACACACAACCGGAAGUGUGCAAACACCCACACAACCCAAUAUACGCGCGAAAGUGUUUCCAUUGUGCGUCGUACAUGUGCACACGCACUGUGAGGGUGAAUUAAGUUCGCAACAACAACAACAACACAGUGAAAAAAACCCUUCACACACAUACACACACGAGCGGGUACGCAGUCCAUUGUGUGUUGUGAGUUUUCCACCACAUCAGUCCGUGGAAGAAGAAGGGAAAACGUUACGCGUUCCGCAUUUCCCAAGUUUCCCCGCCUGCCCUUGCCUACCGUUCAACGGGCUGCCCAUUUUCCGGGGUUUUCACGCACCGUUUUUCACCAUUAGUCAUCGAGCCAGCUCAUUGUUUACGGCGCGAGUGUUCCGCGGAAGUGGGUGUGUGUGUGUGCGCGUGUGUUUGUAGCUGCUUUUUCUUGUAACGAGUGACGAGAAGGCUCUUUGGCCAGCUCCCCAAACAACUGUACCGAGCGUGCGGAGGAGUACCGGAGGAGUUCGUCGGGUUAUGCGCAACGGCUGAAUGGCGGCUGUCGGUGGCCCUGCCAGGCAAUCACGGGGGGUCUCCAUGAGUGUCUCGAUGUCGCUGGUACAAGGAGGAGCUGCCGGUGCGCCGCAGGGCGCCAUCCUGGCCGCGGCCGCACCCUACUUCCAACCGCCGGCCGUCCCACAGGAUGUCCAGCCGGACCGACCGAUCGGUUACGGUGCAUUCGGUGUCGUAUGGGCUGUCACCGAUCCGCGUGAUGGACGCCGGGUCGCACUCAAGAAGCUGCCCAACGUUUUCCAGUCGCUCGUGUCCUCGAAGCGUGUUUUCCGGGAGCUCAAGAUGCUCUGCUUCUUCAAGCACGAAAAUGUACUAUCUGCAUUGGACAUCCUGCAACCGCCACAUUUGGAUUUCUUCCAGGAAAUCUACGUGAUUACGGAACUGCUUCAGUCAGAUCUGCACAAAAUCAUCGUUUCACCGCAGCACCUUUCCGCUGACCACAUCAAAGUGUUCCUGUACCAAAUCCUGCGCGGCCUGAAGUAUCUCCACUCGGCACGCAUCCUUCACCGGGACAUCAAGCCCGGCAACCUGCUGGUAAACAGUAACUGUGUUCUGAAGAUUUGUGAUUUUGGGCUGGCGCGCGUCGAGGAACCGGAUCAAUCGAAGCACAUGACGCAGGAAGUCGUCACGCAGUACUACCGUGCGCCGGAGAUUCUGAUGGGCGCCCGCCAUUACUCGGCCGCCGUCGAUGUUUGGUCGGUCGGUUGCAUUUUCGGUGAGCUGCUCGGGCGGCGCAUUCUCUUCCAGGCACAAAGUCCUGUACAGCAGCUUGAACUGAUCACCGAACUGCUCGGUACGCCAUCGCUGGAGGAUAUGCGGCAUGCUUGCGAGGGCGCCAGAAGCCACAUGCUGCGGAGGGCACCGAAGCCUCGGUCACUGACCGCACUGUACACGUUGAGCACCCAUGCCACACACGAAGCCGUACAUCUGCUCUGCCAAAUGCUCGUCUUCGAUCCGGACAAAAGAAUAUCCGUAAUCGAUGCGCUAGCACAUCCGUACGUCGACGAGGGUCGGCUUCGUUACCAUUCCUGCAUGUGUAAGUGCUGUUACACCACAUCCGCCGGCAUGCGUCAGUAUACUGGUGAGUUUGAGCCAUCGGCAACUCAAGCAUUUGACGACCUAUGGGAACGCAAGCUAACCUCAGUGCAGCAAGUGAAAGAGGAAAUGCACAAAUUCAUUGCCGAACAGCUACAAACGGGCCGUGUGCCACUCUGUAUAAAUCCCCAAAGCGCUGCAUUCAAAUCGUUCGCUAGCUCCACCGUAGCCCAUCCAUCAGAACUGCCACCAUCGCCGCACCAAUGGGAAUGACAUAAUGAAGCAAUGGCCGCAUAAAGCAAUGGAACGCUGUGAGAAUGCAACCAAAUCAACGAAUCGGCUCCUGUAGAAGAAAUUAAUGUGUGUGGGUGUGCGUGCGGAAAAUUGAUCCCCCACGCUAGGCCAUCAUAUCUCUCGGUUUGAUCGGUGUAUCCCUGUGCUUGCGUAGCGAUGGUUGCUAGAACGAACCAAACCAACUAAACUAUAUGAUCACGCCACAAAGAAAGGGGACAGUAUUUUUAUUAGAAUGCAAGUACUGACGUACAGGAAGAAACUAAUCGAAAAUGGAAAGCAACAUCUGGGAACAAGAUAGAUAUUAGAGUGAAGUGGGAUUAGAGAAGAGAUAAGAUCAAUGGUAAGAAGGUACGUCCGAUAGAUGAUGUAUGCCAGCUUCUCUUGGAUGACCAUCAUCCACCAUUCGAUACGCCGAACUAGCUUUCACAUUUCUUGACUUACAUAUUAUACAAAAUACUUUCAAAUUAUUUUUUUUUUAUACAAAACUCAAACGAUCGCGAUCGAGAGUUGAAUUUCCCAAACCCAAAACCCAGUUAUGAACGUUCGCGAGCGGGACAAACGCCCGGUUUGUCGCAUAAGGCAUACGAGGCGAGCCAUGAUGAUUGACCACACAAGCAGCUACAGCAGGCACACAACUAAACCAACACAUGUACAUAGAAGUCUGACGGUGGUAAAUCUGUAUCCGAUUGAUUUCAGUUUAGGAAAUUUGCGACUCCCGUUUCUUACGUUUUGUUCUUUAUCGGCGCGUUAUUUUUUGAAUGCAAACUAAACUACAUUUUAAGUUCCGAUAGAGUUUAAAAGGGACAUCCGUUUCAUCGAAAGAGAAUGUAAGACGCGCAGAAAGGGCAGGAAAAAAAGGAACAGUAAAGGAACGAUCGUUCGAUCGCUCGAUCGUAUCGAAUCAGUGGAAGGUAUUCGAUGCAAAAUGUUUGAAUGUUCGCAAAGCAAAGGAACCAUUCAUCCUGGAAUGGGGCGAGUGGCGAAUCAAAUCUUUCAAUAAGAUCUCAUUAUUAGUGGUUCGGUUAAACUUUUCUUUUGUCGUUUCAAUUACUUUUUAGAAUAUUUUUUGCGUUAGGGAGCAGCAGUUACACAGAAGGAGAAGAACAAUGUUUGCUCUUAAAUGCCGCUCCAACCACGAAACAGCAUCCGGUUCCGGUAGAGUGAGCAAACACACAAGUGAUAAGAAAACAACGGUUUUAAGUAGUCGAUUAUGGAAAUGGGCAGCAGCUUACACACACACACACACUCACAAUCCACCACACAGCAACACUUUAGUUUUGCGUAAUUUUCAGUUCGAGGUUUUAGCAUUGUAGCAUUUAAACAGCUCUACAAAAAUGUGCGUUGGAAUGUUUCGAUUCAAAACCCGUUAAAGAAAGUUUUUUUUUUUUCUUCUUUUCUAAUAAUGACAAUUUUCGUAUAAAAAAAAAAUGUAUGUACAGCUUUUGCUUUACCAGAAUUCAUCAACGAUCCCCAUUUGUACAGGAUGAUAGCAAUCCGGUAUCAUUGAUACAAUUAAAACCUAGUAGCGCUUUGAAACAACAAGAGGGUGGGCUAGCUGAAUUGAGAGUUGAAGAAGGAUUAAAGCAAAGCGCAAAACUCUAGCAAACGUGUUCAACGUGUUAACGUGUUUAAGGUUAAGUAAAAGCAAUAACAUUCUUGAUGGGGGGGGGGCGGGAACUAAAGAAAGGCAAAUCCAGCUCGAUGUCCGAGAAUGACAGACGCGUGGACGUUUUGAAGGGCAGUGCUGACAUUUUAACAUUCAAACCCAUAAACUUGCUGCCGUUGUUUAUGAGUUUCUGUGUUUAGUAAAAUAUACAAUUCAAGAACGUUUUCAUUUUUCAAACUAUGCGAACCCAAUAAUCGUACCGACCUCGGUUCGAUCCUGUCGCGAGGAUGGGGUGAUUUUUUUUUUAUUUCAAGAAGGUCGAGCGGCAUGCUCAUCCCUCAUCUACAGUCUGACUAUUGGAUGUGCGUUACCGAAGCGUAUGUUGUGCGAAGCUUCUCUUAAGUUUUGGGCGAGGGAUGGCAACUACGCAGCACUGAACUGAAGCAAGAUCCCUUGGAAUCGCGUGUGCGACUGCGAUGUGCACGUGAACGCGUCGACGCGUUGGUUGAGCAUCGAUUGUAUUGCUCUCUCUCUCUCCCUCAACGAAACGGUAUAAGUAAGCUACUACUAUUAAACACACCAGCACACACCGACACACCAGCACACCCCGAGCAGGAUGAUGAUCACCUGUGAGGACCCCUCACGAUCACAGACGGGCAGUGCGGCGUGGAGGACAAUGUGGUAUAAGAAGCACUGAUUUAGUUUGUAAAGUUGUAAGAACAAACUCAAAGCCGGAGCAGGGGUAAGAGCGUUGCAGGGGAAGUACACCAAGACACAGAGUGGAAGGAGGGGGAUGCUCACGAGCCAGUAGCUUGUAAGGAUGUGUAUAUUUGAUAAGGAUCGAUUACGGUAGCGCCAAUUCUUUUUUUUUUCGUAUAAGGUCCCCAAUAUAAAGAAAAACAAAUGUAGGCAAAUGCGACGGUUAAGGUAGGAGCGAUUUGGAAGCGCGAUAAAGAGAGAGGGGGGGAGAGAGGGAGAGAGGGAGAGAGAGAGGGGGAGAGAAGGAGAGAGAAAGAGAGAGACACGUACAGAAAUAGAAGAAAAGAAACGAUUUUGGUUUUGUUUUAGUUUUGUUUUUUUUAUCCUAAGUUUAUAUCACUUUUACUAUUUUAAGCUAAGGCGUAUUGAUGACGUUUAUUUAGGUACACUUGGUUUGUGCUUACAUCUGCCAGGUACAGAUGUAAGUUGAAAGGAUUUUUUGUUCAACAAUUGUUUUACAGAUUUCCUUUAUUAUAUUAGCUUCAUUUCUACUUAAUUUCCACUUUUAAUAUUUUUUAUUGCGUUUCUCUUCUUUCUUUUUCCGCUUUUCGUUUCAUACUUUGGUUUGCGGCACACGCUUGCAGACGUUCUUCGCCGGGCCAAACGCGGGCAAAAUGUUCGGGAAAGGUAUGGCAUAAUGAGGGCAAAUAAUGGCUGACGCCUAGCCUCGAUCGAAUAUAGACGACACAUACUAAUACAGAAAUAAGCAUAUAUUACGCUUCGAACCAAGGUGAGGGGUGAACGAUUCGUGUAACAGAAAUUAUUAUUACACUUGCAACUCUAGAGGAACAUUACGAGCAGCACAUGGAACGGGACGGGACGGAAGUAAUGCAGAGAAGUACCAUGAAUAGAAAGCUAAGUAUGUGUUUAUAUGCAAUGUAUGUUAAAGAAAAUUUGCUCGUAUAACAAUGGAGCACUUACGUAGAGGAAGUGGAGCAUAAAGGUGAACAAUUUGCGUUUGUGCGGAAGUAUUCAGGUAUAUAGAGAGCGAUGGUUUCGCUGUGUCUACUUCGUGAUUAUCAUUAUGGCGAGAAGAACCUCCCGAGUAGGACACGCACAUCCUUCCCAAUCCACACAAGGCAUACACAGUUGUUGGCUUUAACCGUAGUUUGUGCUACCGUACUUAAUCGGUGUAAAUGUAUAAAACAAAAACAGCUGGGACUAAAACAUUUUUGUAAAAGUGUGCCCGAACACGCACAGGACGACACCUUCUUCUAAAUGCAGGUCAUUUAGCAAAGGGUGACUCCCGUGACGCAUACAGCAUACACGUAUAAAAAUAUCGAAGAACUUCCCACAUCAAAAUGUGUGUUAUUGAAACAGACACAAAAGAAAGGGUUAAAAAUCGUUUACAUACUCCAGAAGCAAACAGUGGACCCGUCAUCCUAUACACGCCCCAGUACCAGAAAGAUGCAUUUGACCUCGUAUUAUCGUCGUCCUCUAUACGUUGAAGGGCACGAACGGGAGAAGGAGGAGGUUAGCGAAAGCAGCAAACAUACAAUAAUUAAUGUUUAAGAAACGGAGCAGAGCAUUUACAGGGUAGCCCGAAGUAUUUUUGUUACACUUUCCAAUGACUUUUUGCCAAUUUGUCAGCUAUUCUUGAAUCUGUCCUACUGUGUUUGCCAGUUCUCCAUAUGUCUUUGAAUGGUAACCGCCGAAAAAGUGUGUGACAAAUUCAAAUAUAUAUGAGAAAACGGUCAAAACCUGUGGCACGAAUUCAAAACUUUUUUAGAAAGUGUUCAACAAAAAACUUCGAGAUACUCUGUACUAGUAACACACGGUAAUAAACAAGUAAUAUAAAGAGAAGUGUAUCGUAACCGUGUCACCAUUACUAAUCACUUUCUGGUGUGAAGUUAUUGAAACGAAAAAAAAAUUAUAAAUCCUCCAAACUGUGUGUUUGUGUGCGUGUGUGAUAUCGUCGUUUGGUUUGAGUGAUAAAUAUGAAUGAACUCGUAAAGUAACUGCAUGAAAGAAUAUAUACAAGAUAGCUCGACACUGGAAACAGCAGCAUUACUGUAGCCAAACAAGCAUUAUACAGUGUUGUUCUUGCACACACACACACAACAAAAUUGUAACCUGCAAGCGUGUACGUGUAAUCAGCAAACAAGCAAACAGUUAAUAUUAUUAUAGUGGAAAUCAUCACCAAAGGCUAGCUAUAACAAGCCGAGAUGAUUAUCCUCCAGUCGUGAAACAGUCUUUGCCAAAACCAGGAGAGCGCUCACAUCGUAAACGUUGCUCGGAUAUCUAUAUAUACACAUAUGUUACUGCUGGCGUAGACACAAACAUGCUACUAAGGCCCUUCUAGACUUCUUCCUCUGAAAGGUAGAUUGCUUGUGCGCUUUCGGUAAUGUGGUAGAGUAAUGUGUUUAAGGCGCUAUAUUGUUCAACUAGGAAAAAGGCGUCACGAUCAUGAACUCUCGAAAGUGUUAGGUUUUUUUUUAUUAUUUUCAAAUAAUUUUCUGAAGCAAUCGAACAAUCUACUCACACUCAAAUCAUUUCCAUCCGCGACUCAAGCACACCCUUUGGUGCAACUACAAUCACCAAUAACCAGACCAGCAAACAUACACAGAGAGAGCAAGCUUUUCUGUUGUAUUAGAGAAUAAAUAAACCCAUUUUGACCGACACAAACCCCAACCGGCCAACAGGAGAGGAAGCAAACAGAAAUGGAACACUUUCGGUUUCAGCAAACAACCAAAGCAGCCAGCCAACCAGCCAGCCAACCAGCCAGGUUAGUGGACACACAGGUUUACAGUGAAACAUUCGUAGGGAAACUAGCACUUUAGUGGGAUGUGAGGACAUUAAUAAGUAAUAAGGAGUAGUUACAAUCCCCAACCCCCAUAUACCCCCCUCCGAUCUCUCGUUGAUUGGGGUGGCGCAAUAUAAUUAUACAGAAGGCAUGCAAGUAAAGCACCGAAACGAAAUGAUGAGUUUCAGACUUCUUCCACCAGACGCGAUUGUUGGGAAGAGGGAGUUUUGCGUUAAAGUUGGAAAAAUUGUAGCUGUAAGACGUGAUCUGUCAGCAGUAAGAGCAUGCCAUUGGACAACCAGGUUCAUUAUUAUUGGCCUGUAUUACUACUACCACUACCACUACCACUUGUACUAGUAUUGUAAAUAAGAAAUUGUGAUUGUUGAUCAUGAUGCUGUAAGGGAACAUGAUCCAGCAGUAGUGACGGAACGGAACAAGCAUAUUGUUCAAUAUAAAUACACAGACCUCUCUGUAUAAAGUGAAAUCCAAUUUCGGAUCCCCAGCAUCAGGAAGAAGCAGCAGCAACAGUAAUGGUUCAGCAAAGAAGGAAAGGCUGUUACGAAAGGAAGGCAAUUUUAUAUGCAUGAUUUGUAAAACUGGGUUUUGGUGUGAAGCAUUUGGAAAACACGAGUAUUCAUAAGCAAACAUAACGAACUCGGGAAAAUGGAGAGAAUAAAAGGACGACACGAACGCACCUCGGCUAACAGUCAUGACAGGCCAACGAAAAACUCAAGCAAAUUUGAAACAAAACACAGAGACGCACACACACAUUUGUAUUCGCAUCCGGUUUUGGAAAAAUAAAAUCCGUAUCAGUGUAUAUAUUUGUAUAGUGAGACAUAGUGAUAUAGCUGGGAAGCUGAUGAAGCUGUGGCAUUAAAAGCGAAAAAACCCAGUGGAAAAAAAUCAUAUUUGGAAAAAAAGCCGAGAUGGAUGCAGGAAUACGCAUAAUACACGGGGCACACUAGUAAUCACUCACAUACUCACACGUAAACACAGUCGAAAAUGCCGUAUUCGUAUGUAUCAAAACACACACACACACAACACACAAACACAAUA
Molecule: messenger RNA, 8541 nt
Organism: Anopheles stephensi (Asian malaria mosquito)
Lineage: Eukaryota; Metazoa; Arthropoda; Insecta; Diptera; Culicidae
Gene: nmo
Product: serine/threonine-protein kinase NLK
Exons: 10
Coding region: 1028-2356 (442 amino acids)
Biological process (GO): intracellular signal transduction; protein phosphorylation
Cellular component (GO): cytoplasm; nucleus
Molecular function (GO): MAP kinase activity; ATP binding
Source: RefSeq, a predicted model, not a curated record